Ambispora gerdemannii is the source of this 1251-nucleotide messenger RNA. NCBI's taxonomy places the organism in Eukaryota, Fungi, Glomeromycota, Glomeromycetes, Archaeosporales, Ambisporaceae. The record is from the annotation of a GenBank genome assembly.
AUGUCAAAAACGAAUUUAUAUGCAUUCGGUUCCAAUGGUAACGGACAAUUAGGUGUUGGAAAUAAAGAUGACGUGCUCUUUCCUUCCCCGUGUUCUUUUUCUGGACACACUAAUCCCUUUAUUGACUCACCGCAAAUGAUAACAGGCGGUGGAAACCAUUCCGCUGUUAUCACCAAUAAAGGCGAGUUAUGGAUGAGUGGACUGAACACUGACCGUCAAUGCGGUUUACCAAGUAACAUUUCAAACUUGACUGCCUUUGAAAAAGUUGUACUUAAUGAAGACAAAAAUACAAACACGCAAAGUAUAAGCGCAAUCAAAAGUGUUGCGUGUGGUUGGACCCAUACAAUUAUAUCGACUGAAAGAGGUGAUGUAUACGCGUUUGGUAAAGGCUCGUUUGGUGAGUUGGGGUGUGGGCCUUCAAACCUAGCUUUGAAUGGCAAAAUUCUACGAGUUGAAGGACUCGCAAAUGUUUGUAAAGUCGCGUGUGGUUUGCGACAUUCAGUCGCGUUGACUACUAACGGUGUGUGUUUUGGCUGGGGAAGUAAUCGUUAUGGUCAACUAGGCACAAUUAUUAAUAAUGAGUAUAAUGAAAAACUUGUGGGGUUAUCAUCAAAAUCUACGAAAAAUAUCCAAUAUUUUUCGCCUGUUCGAAUCGCAAUUGAUAAAGAGUCGUCUUUUUUCAUAGCAGAUAUUGCUUGUGGUCGAAAUCAUACUGUUGUUCUUUCCGCAGCAGGUGACAUUUACACAUUUGGUAAUAAUAAAUAUGGACAGCUUGGAUAUGCAUCUCCGCAUGAUAUAACACAUGCUGAACAACCAAGAAAAGUGUCUGUGUUUCCCGGUAGAAUAGUGGAAAUAUCAUGUGGUUGGAGCGCCACAAUAGCACGUAACGACGAUGGUCAAGUAAUAAUAUGGGGAAGAAAUGAUCAUGGUCAAUUAGGAAUUAUUCAAAGAAUAGAAAGUGAAGAUCAAGGUUUUAUUAUUCAACCGGUUCCACUUUGUUAUAUCCCUAAAUUAGUCGUGUUUCCUGAUGAUGGCCACCGCCAUGUUAUUGCCGCUGUUACGUGUGGUUCAGAGCAUUCACUUGCCAUCACGACAACCGGUCAGUGCUUGACCUGGGGAUGGAACGAGCAUGGAAGUUGUGGCUCAGGAAAUACAGUCAAUGUUUUGAGCCCGAAAUUUGUUAAUGGGGAUGGGAUAAUAAGUAAAAUUGGUGCAGGAUGUGGAACUUCGUGGAUUUGGAUUUCUGGAUAA